Linum trigynum is the source of this 2264-nucleotide messenger RNA. Lineage: Eukaryota; Viridiplantae; Streptophyta; Magnoliopsida; Malpighiales; Linaceae. The record is from the annotation of a GenBank genome assembly.
GCACGUGUCUUCGACUUAAUUACAUUAGUUUUGACUCGAGGUUGGUUCAUAUUUUUUGGAAGAUAUUAUCCACGAGUAUCUGAAAACCAUGAAAAUGGGGAUUGGAAUAAGAAACUUCCACCAUAAAUUCCACCAUACGAAUAUAAAGAGUAUGAAUUUACGAGUUGAAAAUGAGAAUGGAGAUGAGUUUAGCAAAACCCGCCCCAAAUCCACUCAUUGCCUUCUCUAGUUGUAGCUAGGGUGGCCUCUUCUCCUUGAAUUCUUGGUAAUGAAAUUAGGACCAAUUCAUAGCAAGCAACAACAAGACUGCACAAAAUCUGGCAAAUGGAUCGAGGAGAGAAGAAACCCAAUGAACCACUUGCUCUGCCUCUCUCUCUCUCUCUCUCUCUCUCUCAGCCCCUGUUUCCGGCCGUCCAAAUUCCGGCAGGGUUCUAAUCAAUCUUCUUGUUUACCAUUUCCAGCCAUGCGCCAGUUCGAACCUUCCCAAAUCCCAAAGACCCUUAUCUACAUAAUAAUAUUCAAUCAAAUCAAUACAGUUGACUUCUUCCCUCUCUCUCCCCUGCAAAUUAAAACCCUUCCCCUGCUUUUCUUCUUCACUAUCCUCGCAAAAAUUCCUCCGAACCACCAUUCCAAUGUCAAUCCUUCCCCUCUCCUUCUCCCUCUUCCUAAUACUCUUCCCCUCCGUCUGCCUCGCCGAUAUCGGCACCGCCGCGUGGUACGCCCCGCCGUAUUCCCCGACGGCGUGUUCCGGCAGCGACGCGUCUCAGUUCCCGUCGAGCUACCUGUUCGCGGCGGCAGGGGAAGGGAUAUGGGACAAUGGGGCGGCCUGCGGGAGGCAGUACAAGCUGCGGUGUCUCAGCGCGGUGGCCGCCGGGUCGUGCAAUCCCGACCAGACGAUCGAGGUCAAGAUCGUGGAUUACGGCCGGAGCUUGGUGUCUCCCGGGUCGGUGGCGGGGACCACCAUCGUGCUGUCGCAGACGGCGUUCGAGAUCGUCGCGAAUUGGACCGCUAGCCGGAGUAUCAACAUUGAGAUCCAACAGGUCUGAAUUAUGGAGAACAGUAAUGGAGAUGGAGUGGGUCUACUAACUUUCCUCGAGGAUUCCGAAAUCGCGGAAAAGGAAACCAUGUCCUGGAUUGUCCGGCGAUAACUAUGAGGAAAGUUUAGAACACAAAUGAGAAAUCCAUUAGCAUCAGCUUUCUUGGAUAUGAAAUUCUUUCAUUUGGUGUAUAGCUAACAAUUCCAAAUCAAUAAGACAAAUGACUUUUUUGGCAUGGAGUAGAAUUCCAUGUCAUGAACGAGUUAGUCCCAAUAAGUCGAGUUGUUUGAAUAAGGUUAUAUUGGAUCUUAUAUCAUAUUCUAACGCGCUCUCUCAAACAAAAGCCAACUCAUGGGCUUGAAGUUUGAACAACUCAACCAACAGUAUGCUUUACUCAACUUUUAAUAUUGGGGUUCGUGGAGAGUUGAACAAACGAUCACUUGGUCAAACCAGCUCUCAUACCAUGUAAAGAACCAGUUGAUCCCAAUAACUCGAAUUAUUGGGAGAGGUGAUGUUGGAUCUUAUACCACACUCUAACAUUCACAACAACAAGUAGAAUUUCAGACAACGUAAACUAUUAGAGAACUAGCCAACUGAAUUACGGAGGGAAAAUCUAGAAUUAUGAGGAUUAGGGGACAAAAAUAAUGAUAAAUUUUCUAUAAUGUCGUGAAGAAGAAGGGUUGAUAAAUGAAUCGUGGAACUCCUGUUACAAAAUUGAUAUAGUUCAAAUUGAUUUUUAGUAUAAUAAAAUGAAGAUGAACAUAGCAUGGUUAUUUAAAAUGUGAUCUUUCUCUAGCGCUGUUUAAAAUAAAACUAUCUAUUAGCUCUUUAAUUUUCAUAGUCUCCACGAGAUCAUUUUCGGUCGUUGUCAUAACUGAUCCAUUAAAACUUUUUUCUGUUAUUUUUUUUAAAACAAAUAGGACUUUCGACUCCCAAACACGACUUUAAAAAACAUUAUACGUGUCUCGUAUAUGUAUAUAUGAGAAUAUUGACCAAUACGUCGUACUAAUAUUGAUUAAUGUAAUUGAAGUCAUCAUAAAACUCACAAUCAAUUAAUCAUAUACCAGUACACCAUAAAUACAAUCUAUAAUAUACGAUUAAAUUAACUAAUGGACCUAAGUGGGCGUCUCCUAACAUGUGUAUUUUACGUAACAUUUAUAAAAUGUCAAUGAGUGAUGACAUGCACUGUCGGUACCACUAUAUAGGUAAUCAACGGUCUAAAUUGAU